Messenger RNA from Nilaparvata lugens (brown planthopper), 8611 nucleotides. RefSeq lists its product as uncharacterized. NCBI's taxonomy places the organism in Eukaryota, Metazoa, Arthropoda, Insecta, Hemiptera, Delphacidae. The record is from RefSeq and is a predicted model, not a curated record. The transcript has 9 exons. The coding region runs from base 325 to 1752 and encodes 475 amino acids.
AGAUGACGGAAUUGCUGAUGCAGCAGCAUGAUGGUGGUGGCGGAGGCGGUCCGCCGCGACUUUGUCGGCGUGCGACGUUGUCGCAGUCCGGCGUGGCGCGCUACUCGGCUACGAGGAGCGACCGAGUGGCCUGGGGCUGUGCGAACUGAAGCAUAGCAAGAGCGACGACCUCGUGCUGCAGAGUGCUCCCUCGCAGCCGCCCGAGAUGCAUCACGGCAUCAGCGAUGUCGCCCUACAGAUACAGAAAGAAGCGUGCGUAGUCUACGAAGACGAUCUGGCCCCAAUGCCUUGCACCCUCCCUAUCUACUACAGCGACAGCGAGGCAUGUGCCAGUCCCACCCCCACCCCCGGGGCGGCGGCCCCCGCUACUCGCCGCCCUCCACACCCUCGUCGCCCGAGAUCACCGCCCCCCUGCCGCCUUUGCCGCCUCCGCCGACCGCGCUCAAAAUCACCGGCGGUGACUUCCAGACCGCCUCCGGUCGCCCGGCGUCGCGACCCGUCAGUCAGGCACUCUGCGACCGCCUCGAUCCCGAAGACAGUAUACGCGACAUCAUAUCCGAGAACGACUUUUAUCGAUUCGUACUUUUCAAACGACACUAUCAAAAAUAUUUGGAUAUUUCACAAAAGUACGAGGAGGCCAGGAACAUUGCUUACUACUUGGAGGAGAAAUAUCACGAAAUCAAGGCGGAACGGGACCGUCUUGCGAAGUCUCAGAAAGAGUUGCAGAAGCGACUGGAAACGCGUGACCAAGAAAUGAUUGACAAAGAAGAAGAGCUGUUUCUGCAACUCGAAAAAGCCGUUCGUCUCGAAGAGGAUUGUGAGAAGGUUAGUUUCAAUAAGAUUUACAAAUAUGUUGUGUACUUUUUGAAACUGCAGGCAGAUGAGUCGGAAGUGACGCGACGCCGUCUGGAGCGAGCCAGGCAUGACGUCGUGCGUCAAGUCACCGCCAUUGUUGCUGAGAAGGACUCACUCGAACGGGAGAACGAAAGGCUGAGGGAGGCUUUGAAAGAUGUUGAACAGAGAGGUUACAGACACAGCUAUCGACGAUACAACAUGAACGUACAGGGCUUGGAGAAGGAGGUGAGCAAUUUGAAGCUGGUUGCCAAGCAGAGUGCCACACUGAACAGCCAACUGAAGAAAGGAAUGAAACAUCUGGCCAUGUGCAGGCGAAGAAAGUGCUCGGUGUGUGCCUACACUAGGGCCACUUUCGGUGAAUAUGCUUCGUCAAGUGGCAACCGCGGCAAACUGUUCUCGUGCUUCCAAGCGCCGUUCGGCGAGAUGCGCAAACGCGGCGGCAGUCGCGUGGGAGGGGGCGCGACAUUCUACGACACUGAGGAGUCGCUGAGCGAUCGUCUGUCGCAACUGUCGCUGCCCACGGCUGGUGGCUCACCCUCCUCGCGGCCUUCCUCCCACUACCUGCCAUCGCCCCUCCUACCUCUCCAGCAUAUCUCCUACAUCGAUGAGGUGACGUCAUCAAGCGACGAGGAGGAAGAGGAAGAAGAGGAGGAGGAGUGUCGUUACGCCCCAACCGACGCGUCGACGACAUCCUCAGCGCCACACGCCUUCUCCUCGGACUCUGGCUUCUCGUCGGAGCUGUGCGAGAGUGCGGCUGCGGCCACACCGGGCGGCCACAACCGGUCGCUGCAGCGCGCCACCAAGUGGACAUCCUCUUUCCGCAAGCUCAUCCGCCGCGUCAGCAAGAAAACGCCCAACAGCUCUGCCUCGUCGUCUUCGCUGCCCAACGCCACAUGAUUCGAGACCACCCUGUAGAUACAGGAGCAAGUAAAACGUCGUGUAUUGUUUCAAAAACAUUAUAUGAGAUCAUUUCAUGGAUACAGGAGCUAAACAGUAUUAUCGAAUACUGUUGUGAAUCAUUUCAAAAAUACAUUCCUCGAUUUGUUUCAUUAUUCGAAACUCCCUGUAGAUACAGGAACAAAACUCCCUGUUGUGAAUUGUUUCAAAAACAUAUGACAUCACUCUGUAGAUACAGGAGCAAAACUGUUAAGAAAUGUUGAAUACUGUUUUGAAUUGUUUGAAAAACAUUCCUUGAUUGGUUACAUGAUACGAGACCAUCCUGUGGAUAUCUUAGCAAAACUGCUAAGUAAUAUCAGAAAAUAGCUAUACAUUGUUUAUCCUAUGGUAAUAUUGUAUAAUAUUGUGAAUUGUUUAAAAAACAUAAAUGAGCUACAAAACACUCUAUAGAUACAGGAGCAAAAAUGCUAACUAACAUUCAAUACAAAUGUGAAUUGUUUGAAAAACAUUCCUUGAUUUGUUACAUGAUUCCACACCAGCCUGUAGAUACAGGAACUAAACUUCUAAGUAGUGAUGAAUAACUGCUAAGUAACAUUCUAUACAGUUCUGAAUUGUUUGAAAAGCAUUCAUUGAUUUGUUGUUUCAUUAUCUGAGAUUUCUCUGUUGAUACAGGAGAAAAAUUUCUAUGUAAUAUUGAAUACUGUAGUGAAUUGUUUGAAAAACAUUCCUUGAUUUCUAGUUGCAUUGUUUGAAAACCUGUAGAUACAUGAGGAAAACUGAUAAGUAACAUUGAAUACUUAUUAUCUAAAUACUUUUUAGAUCUUGAUUAUUCUAUGAAAUAGAAACUUGUUUGGUGUUUAGAAUCAGUUUUAAUACAGCACUUUCACUUGAAUGAAAUAUUGAAUUGGUACAUGAAUCUGUUUAGUUACAGAAUCAAUCCUGAUAGAGUAUUUUCACUUGGAUAAACUUUUGAAAUAUCCUGUGAUUCUAAUUGUUUAGAUUCUGAUACUUGUUUAAAGAAUACAUUCUUUAGUGUUCGAAAUCAAUUCUAAGAGAGGAAAUACCAUUAAUAAACAUUCCAUUUAAUGAUUUUUCCAACUUAAUUUUCAAAUAACAUUACAAAUACUUGUUUAUGUUCAUUUCAUUGAUAUGAUGAAUUUCUAUUUGAAUGGAUUACUGCAAUAAUUAUUAUUUUCAUGAUUUACUCAUUUGCUUACUAUUUGUAUUAUUGAUGUUUUGGGUUUGUAUUUGGGAAUCACUUGGUCUGAUUGAUCAUUCCUUCUAAUAUUUUUUUUUGUUUCCUGUGAACUAUUUGAAACAAUUUUGUAUUAAAUUUGUCAUCUCUGUUGCACAAUGAAAAUUUAACUGGUUUGUUUAAACGACAACAUAGGGGUUCUCUGCUCGAACUUUCAAUGUGAAUUAGUUAUUGAUUAUUUCUUUUGAAAUAACUGUUUUUCCAUGAAAUCUCAUGGAUUAUUUCAUGAAUCUGAUCUAUACAUUCCUUUUAGAUGAAAACACUGUUUUCUUAUGAAUUAUUCCUCUGACUAAUAUUAUUGUCGAUAGAAAUUUUUUGGCUUGGAAAUUAUUGAAAAUAUAAUAUUUUAAUGAUUUAUUCCCUGAAAAUAUACGCAGUUUUAUGCUCGUUAAUUCGGUAAUGAGAAUUCAAUAAUAUUGAUGAAAAUAUAUUAAACUCUACAAAAUAUCUACUUAUUGCUCAUGAUAUAAUUAUUACAAAUUACAAACAUAAGUAAUCGUAUCUCAGAUACUAUUUCAACUAGAACCUAACUUAUAGUUGAAUAUUACUACAAACUUCAGAAUACAAGAAAAUUAAGAAAUGUCAGUACAAAAAAAAAUAAAUAUAUAUAGAAGGCUUAAACCAAAAUUUUAAACGCAAACAUUAAAAUGUAUUAUACUUUUUACAUUUCAAUCGAAUUAUUGUAGAUUCUACCAAUAAUUGAAAUUCGAGAAUAGACUACGAAAUAGACUUUUGAAUUCAAAAUGAUUAUUAAAAGAUUAAACACGUUUUAUGAUACCCGAGGGUUGAUCUUAAAUCAUAAAAGUCUUCCACCUGCUAGUGAAUUAAAUUAAUUAAACUAGUAUUUUCAAUCGACAGUUUUAAUAUCAAUUGAAUAAUUAUCAUGAAACAUGUCAAUAUAUAUUAUGACAUGCAUUAUAUUUACAAUAAUAAAUAUAUCAUCAACUGAAUUAUGAGUGAUUAGUAUAAGUAAAUGUAAAUUGUACAUCACCAUUACUCAAUUAUGCGAUCAUAAAUGUAUGAAACUGACAUAGUUAUAAACAAAAAUGUUUUAGUGCUAUUUGUUCCAGUUUGAAAGUCAAUAUUGUUGAUUACUCUUGAUUAUGUGCAUAAAUAAGAUCUAACAAUGAAUUAUUCACAAAAUGACUUCGAAACAUAGAUCAUACAUUUCAUGAAGACCUUUGACAUAGAUUUCUGUAUUGAAUCUAGUGUGGUCCAGUGAUAUGUGACCUGGGUUCGAGUCCUGGCUUGGUUUGGCAUUCCACUCUUAUUCCUUCAUAACAAAAAUAACGCUCAAAUCUCAUGAUAGCCGUGAAACAUCACCACUAAAUUUUAUAGGUAUCAUUAGUUGAAGAUUCAAAUCAUAAGCUAGUGAUUUUGAGCUUGCUUAUAAAUGCUAAAUGCCUUUUAGAGUGACAGACUGAAACAUGAAACGUUUUUACAUUAAGCCCAUGGAUCUUUCAUUUGUUGAACACCAGCAAGCGUACGACUGAAAAUGCUGAUUGCUUUACUACAAAUCGUGGGAAUAAAUUGUGAAACGUAUCGGCUAGGAUAAUAGAUGUUGUAUAACAUCUUACAACUUAUAUCUCUGGUCUUGUUAGCCAAUGUUGCCCCUGGGAUAAGAUGUCUUAUUUGUAUCAAGGCUAUUUGUUUCUCAUUCCUAUGAAUAUAAUCAUGAAGAUUAAUAAAUUCUUAAUUGUUGAGAACGGUAAGUAAUCUCAACUAUUGAAUAAGGAAGAGUAGAAAUCGGAGCCCACAUAACUCAAAUGAUAAACUAAAAGCUUCAAUGAUAAAUUUAUUCAAUAUCAUUCCAGAGUUAAAAUACGAGGAUAUUUUAAUCUAAUGUUUGCUUACAUUUUCUCUUUUACAACAUCAUACACUUGUCUCAAGUUUUGCCAAUUCCAGUUGCGUCUUAAGGCACUGGGUCCUUAAACCUUAAGGCUUUUUUGUUGAACAAAAUCUCAAGAAGGGUAAAGGCUAAAGGUUCAAGAAGGGCAAAUCAUUAAUAAUGAAUCAAAUGAGAUAUAAAAUUCUAUAAUAUUUAAAAAUAUUACACUAAAAUACUAUAGAUAACUACUUAAGUGGAAAAUAAAAGAUUAAAAUUCAAAUUUCACAAAAUAAAAAAGUUCGGAAUUACUGUUUUCAUGAUGGACAUAUCGUGUUGUUUGCUUAAUGUAGAGAUCCUCAUAGAAAUUUUAUAGAUGUCUUAGAUCAAUUUCCUUAUCUAAAAAAUAAGAAGGAUUAAACUCAAAUAUGUCAACUGUAAAUUCUCUAAUGUUAUAUCAAUUGAAGAUAGUAAUAUUACUUGAAAGUAAUAACUGCACAUGAGUAAUUUUAAAAGCAGAGAAGUCUCAAAGUUUUGAAUAAUUUUUGUAGGAGCCAGCAUAAAGGAAUGUUAUUUUCUUAAUCGUAAUUAAAUUUACUAAUAAUUAAUACAUUAUUUUUGGAUAUGAAAAAUACAAACAGUUACAAUAGUAUCAUCUAAGGAUCAUUUUGAUCUAGGAAAUAAUACUAGGGUAAAAACAUUCAUUCCAAUCACCUUUUGUAACUAGCGGAUUUAUUGAUACUAGUUGAAAGUGAAGCCAGGGUCUGAAUUAUCCUGUGCAAAAGUAGCCUACUAUAGAUUCGUCAAACGUUAGUGGCUUAACAAUUUAUUACUGGUAUUAUAAAUCUACAAGAAAUAUUUUGAAAAUAUCAACGAAAAUAAUGUUACAUCCCUUUCAAAUGAUAAUGACAAGUAUCUAAUAGAUAUAAAUAUAAAACCUAGAUAUACCAAACUUAGGUAGUUUAUAAUCAUAUCAUAAUAAAUCGAAUUAUUCAAAUAGUAAAAUAUUUGAAUGAAUUGUAAAAACAUUUCACUACCCCAUUAAAAGUAAUAAAUACUACAAACAGAAAAUUGGUUUGGACUUCUUUUAUUGUUUUAUUGACUGCAAACUGCAAUACACGCUAACAUGCAAUAAACAAGACUAGAGUAUAUACAUCUAAAAUUACUCGAAAUAAAAUGAAAAAUAUGCUAAAAAUGAUAGAAAUAACGAAUCUUUGAUAUAAAUAAAACUUAUUAUUUCUGUGUAUGAAAAAUAAACACAAAUUUUAAGUAUCAAUUUCUCUUUAAUGCUAUCAAGUAAGUAAAUAGAGAACAGUGUUACGAGUAUAUAGUAUCAUGUAACUCAAGAUUAACUCAAAUUCCUAAAAUAAUAAUCUAAUGUUAAAUACUUACAUAAUCUACUCAGAUACUAUAUUCGUAUUCAAAGUUCUCCACUUUCAUUGAUACCAUUUAUUUGAACUAUUGUUGAAUGAAAUGAAGGCUAGCACUCAAGUUUCAACUCAUGCUUGCGUGCUUGCCUAUACUUUUGACAUUUUGCUUCUCUAAAAUGUUUGUUUUAAAUGUUAUUUCCGUAGUAUUAAAAGUUACAGUAUUCGAUGAAAUGGGUUUCUGUAAUUGGUGUGUUUUGAGCAUUUAUGAAUGAGCAUAAUAAUGAUUUUGUAUCCUUGUAAAUGUGUGUAAAAAUGUAGGUACUAAUUUUGGGACUACUCUGUUUCUAUCAGAUAUGGUGUUGUAUCUAUUUCAAUUUUUGUAAAUUUUGUAAAUACACUCAUUGUUGUGGAUAAUGUACUUAUUAAAAUAUUAGUUCAUGUUUACUUUGAAAUUCAUGAAAUGUGCCAAGUAAUGUUCCAUGCUCAGUGUUAUAUUUAUCCUAAUGAUUGCCAUUAUACCUGAGUAGUUUUUCAUUUAUAUCAAAAUUGUAUUUUCCUUUCUACUUGGAACCGGUUUUAUAUCAACCUAUUCAAUAUAUGUAGAUACGUACAUAUUUAGAAGGUUUUAUCACGUGUUAAAAUUUAUUUUGGGACCAUAAAUUUAACUUAUCUUGGAGUAGUGAAAAGCUUUAAAAAUAUUAACGUAAAGUGACGGGGUUUUUAACUGUAUGUGUCUAUUGAAUGUUAUAAAGGAUAAGAAAGGAUGUGUUGUCGUAUAAUACUCAUUAGUCUUCUAAUUUAUAAAAAUCGACUAUUGAUAGUAUUGAUUCUGUGAAUUAUUAUGAUUUUCAUGAUAGAAAUCUAGAUGAAGUUAUGUUUUUGAACCUCCCAAUAAAUAAUUUGAAAUUUUCUUUUCAGUUAUGAAAAUUAAUUUAUUCGUGAAAGUAUAAAUUAUCAACUUUUGUGAUUCUGUCAGUGUGAUGAUUUGUUGUAGCAUACUUCAUUCAACUCAGAAAAUGAACGAACUCAAGAAAAAUAUAAUAUUUGAAGGAGUAACAGGGUGAUUGAUUGUAUUCGAGGAUAUGAUUAUAGGUACCUACGUAAUUUGAUUGUAACAAUCAAGCUAGUGUAAGAUAUGUAAAGCCACAAAAUUAUUCCUAUCAAAUUCCGUUAUUCAUCACAAAUUAUAAUAUAACUGUACAAAAUUAAUGUAUUUUGAAGCAUAAAAAUAUACGAAGUAAUGUAUACAUGUAUGAACUAUACUUGAUUUAUACUUUCAUUUCAGAAGCUGUUCACAAUAUUACUCAUUAUUCAUGAACUAUCAAACGCCUAAUUCUAUUUACAGCUUCCAAUAUGAUUUUUAACUCUAAACUUCCUAUUAUUGUUAUUGUUAAUUGUUGCUCAAAUUCUAAAACUCUGUUACUAAAUUCAUUUUUGUUAAACUUGUUUAAUUCUUCUUUUUUUUUGAUUCUUGAUUGCAUUCAGAACUAACUAAAACUAAGAAGCUAAGAACUAUCGUUCAUCAAUAAAAUAUUGUUUAAAUUCGAGUAUUUAAUGUUUUUUUACAUAAUUUUUUCAACUUCGACGAAUCAAGAGCUCAUUGUCUCUGAUUCUCUCAAUUUUGUUGAGAGAUUCAGAAGUUUAUUAUUUCGUGAGAAGUUUUCCAAAUUACAGAUUUGAUCUAGUGCUACUAAGAAGGAUUCGUUUCACCAUAAACGGCUCAUAAAUUGAUGAGCUGUUUUGUGGUUAUGAAAGUAGUUUAUGAUAUUAUAAUGCACAGUAUUUGAUGUCCGUGGUGUACCAGUGUGUUGAAGAUUUCAAUUUCACAAAUCUUUAUUAUUGGUCUCCUGUAAUCAAUUUCUAAUUUGUUCCAAUCCAAAAAUUUUUUAUCACUUAUUAAAUCUCCAACAUAUUUUUCCCCCAAAUUAACCCGUCCACUAUUAUUAUUUUAUAAUGUACUGUUUCCUUUCACUUCCUUGUUUAACUUACUUUGUUAUUCAGCCCAUUCCUUGUAAUUAAACUAGUUUAUGGUCUUGGGUUUGUAUGUAUAUAUAUUAUCUUUUUUAUUGUAGACUAUUUCCGAUAAAUUGUUUCGGUAAAAUAAUACUAAUUCCACAGUCUAAAAACUAUCAAAUUGAAUUUUGAAACUAUAAAUAAUAUGUUCUAGACUGAUUUACUUAAGAUGAUGCAGUGUAGAAAAACGUUUUAUUGUAAGUAUUGAACAAAUCAAAUUGUGCUAUAAUUAGUUCCUUAUUAAAUAAAUAAUUAGAACAAAUUUAAUUUCCAAUGUUUAUAAGGAAACAGAUUUAAAUAGUGUUAUUCACAUUGUUAACAUGAAAAAUUCCAUACACUAUUGUAUUGUAUAGAUGUAGAGUAUUAUUAACUAGUUAAUAAAAUGUAUUGAUUGGA